Molecule: messenger RNA, 1543 nt
Organism: Scophthalmus maximus (turbot)
Lineage: Eukaryota; Metazoa; Chordata; Actinopteri; Pleuronectiformes; Scophthalmidae
Gene: aarsd1
Product: alanyl-tRNA synthetase domain containing 1
Exons: 12
Coding region: 111-1352 (413 amino acids)
Biological process (GO): regulation of translational fidelity; tRNA aminoacylation
Molecular function (GO): ATP binding; aminoacyl-tRNA ligase activity; Ser-tRNA(Ala) deacylase activity
Source: RefSeq, a predicted model, not a curated record
GUUUGGACUAUCGCGCUACCCGUACUACCGUGACAGCUGAACCCGGGUCAGUUCGUCUUUUAGUAACUUGUCUCACAGCAGAGUUAAUUUUUCCCCAGAAACACUCCACAAUGGCCUUUCAGUGUCAACGCGACUGCUACAUGAAAGAGUUUGUCACCUCUGUAGUAUCCUGCUGCCCAGCGGAGUUGAAGCAAGAAGUCAACGGAAAGAAAGAAACUCUCAAGGGGUUCAACGUCAAGCUCCAAGACACCAUCUUGUUUCCCGAGGGAGGCGGCCAGCCAGAUGACCAAGGGCUGAUCGCAGAUGUCCCAGCUUUGAGGGUGACGAGGCAGGGGCCCGAGGCCGUGCACUUUGUGAGUUCACCUCUGGAGGUCGGUCAGGAGGUGCAAGUGAAGGUGGACUGGGAGAGGAGGUUUGACCACAUGCAGCAGCACUCGGGUCAACAUUUGAUCACGGCAUUGGCGGAUACAAUGUUUGGAUACAAGACCACAUCCUGGGAACUGGGACGUCAGCGAAGCACCAUUGAGCUGGACACUCCCUCUGUGAAGCCUGCGCAGCUCCAGGCCCUGGAGGUAGCCACGAAUGAGAAGAUCCGAGCUCAUGUUCCUGUCACUGUUCAGCUUCUCUCUAUAGACGACCCUGCUGUGGAAAAGGUGCGGAGUCGUGGGCUGCCAGAGGACCAUGCAGGGCCGAUUCGCAUCAUUGAUAUUGAGGGCGUCGAUGCCAACAUGUGCUGCGGGACUCAUGUGUCUAACCUAAGCCACUUACAAGCAAUCAAGCUACUGGGAACUGAGAAAGGAAAGAAAAACAAAACCAACCUGAUCUUCCUGUCAGGAAACCGGGUCCUGAAUUAUGCAGAGAAAAGCUACAGCACAGAGCGCUCGCUGGUGUCUCUUCUGAAGACUGGACCUGAUGAGCAUGUUGAAGCAGUUGACAAGUUGCAGAAAUCUGUUAAGCUUCUACAGAAAACUAACCUCACCCUGCUUCGAGACAUGGCUGUGCUCAUCGCUCAGACUUUUAAGAACGACCCUCAGAGAGGAAACUUUUUCAGCUUUCACAAAAAAGAGGGGGACAAUGAGUUCAUGAGUAUUAUUGCCAAUGAAAUAAACACUGAGGAAACCUUGGUCUUCCUCACAGUUGGAGAAGAAAAGGGACCUGGUCUGUUUCUUCUCGCUGGACCCAGUGGACCAGUGACGGAGAUGGGACCACUGAUGUUGGAGAUGCUCCAAGGGAAGGGGGCGGGGAAGAACGGACGUUUCCAGGGCAAAGCAAACAGCCUGGCACGGAGAGGAGAGGUUGAGGCUUUCCUGCAGCAGCAGCACUGCAAACACCACACCUCAGAGGAAGAAUGAAACCAGCAAUACCUCAAUACAAAUACAUAUUUUAGAUUUGCUCAAGGGAAACACUAAAAGGAUGUAGAAACUGAUAAUUCACGUGAAAAUGUAUAAAACUGGGACUUCAAUACCACACAUGCUGUACAUAGCCAAAUUUUGAAUGUCAUGUGCUUUUAAUAUUAAUUUAAAUCAUCAUCCUUUUAACUUCA